Molecule: messenger RNA, 824 nt
Organism: Cuscuta epithymum
Lineage: Eukaryota; Viridiplantae; Streptophyta; Magnoliopsida; Solanales; Convolvulaceae
Source: the annotation of a GenBank genome assembly
GUAGGGUUUGUGUUGCCGGCUAAGUGCAGGCUUCUACUUUUUCCGAUUUUUCUAGUUCAAGCAACGAUAUCAUGGAAGUCUCUCUCCUUAGCAGGUCUAGGGUUUGGUUUUGUUUAAUUGUUUUAUAGCUUUCCAGUGUGAGAUAAAUGCUUCAAUACUUAGCAGAUCUAAGGUUUGGUUCUUCCAGUCGGUGAAUCCCCUUCACCUGUUUUCGACGCUGGGAUUGGAUUUGAGGCAGAUUGACAAGAAUCAUUACCCAAGCUUGAUGACAUUGAAGCAGAGUUCGGCGAUCGAUUUCUUCGUUGGCAGGGUAGCAAGGGCAUGACAGCGAUGAAGAUGACCGCUAGCGGUGGAUUUGCUACGAGCGCGAUACAAGGAGAGUUGCACGGAUUUCGAGCAGGCGAGAUGAUGAUUGACAAUGAAGGAUCAAUUAGAGUGGUACCAACGAUACGGCCUCCUCCUGAACCACCGCCAUGGGUUGUGCGAGAUGCUAGAGCCCGUGAAAGUUUUCCAACAAGUUUUCAUUAUUUUGUCAUUUGGUUUCUUGUUAGGUUUGUCAGUUUGUUUUGGAAUUUAGCCUUGUUUGAUGUCAUUGAGCAUGUUUGGAUCUGGAAAUAUGGAUGAUUGUGUCAAGCCCGUUACAUGGUUAGCGAAUCGUGUUGCUCUUUCCGGGGUGCCUGUUUCUAAGGCUCAUCAUAGGGCAUAUAGUCAUAGUUGUUGGAGUCUAGUUAGUGUCAGUUUUGUUUUCUCUUUGAUUGUUGUAAUGAUCCUGAAACUUAUUAUAUGAACAGAGGCUAGUUUUGUUGGGAAAAAAUAAAGUUCAG